Molecule: messenger RNA, 2701 nt
Organism: Hipposideros armiger (great roundleaf bat)
Lineage: Eukaryota; Metazoa; Chordata; Mammalia; Chiroptera; Hipposideridae
Gene: HTR2B
Product: 5-hydroxytryptamine receptor 2B
Exons: 4
Coding region: 209-1717 (502 amino acids)
Biological process (GO): smooth muscle contraction; heart development; regulation of behavior
Cellular component (GO): plasma membrane; dendrite
Molecular function (GO): neurotransmitter receptor activity; G protein-coupled serotonin receptor activity
Source: RefSeq, a predicted model, not a curated record
GAAACAAGCAAAUAAGAGCUAUCGGGUUCUUUCACUAAACCUUCCGAAAUCCGAGACUCUGCAGAAUACUAAACCCUUGGUCCUUACCUACAGACAUGGACAGAUGCAUGUACGCUCUCAUUUUAGAGAACCUGAAAUUUUUUUUUAAAGGAAGGAGUCAACUUUGGCUUUGAGUAUUUGGCAUGGGUACAAUGCCUUAGAAAAGCAGAUGACCAGCUUAGCUACUGACCAUGCUGACCACUGUCCGGAAUCGGAUCAAAUCACAGAAAAACAACCAAUGGCUUUCUCUUAUAGAAUAUCUAAACAAAGCACAAUUCCUGAGCACAUUUUGCAGAGCUCAUUUGAUCACUUAAUCUCUUCUAACUGGUCUGGAUUACCAGAGUCGAUGCCAGAGGAAAUGAAACAGAUUGGUGAGGAACAGGGAAAUAAACCUCGCUGGGCAGCUCUUCUGAUACUCAUGGUGAUAAUACCUACAAUUGGUGGAAAUAUCCUUGUUAUUCUGGCUGUUUCACUGGAGAAAAAGCUGCAGUAUGCUACCAAUUAUUUUCUAAUGUCCCUGGCAGUGGCUGAUUUGCUGGUUGGAUUGUUUGUGAUGCCGAUUGCCCUCUUGACAAUAAUGUUUGAGGCUAUGUGGCCCCUCCCACUUGUUCUAUGCCCUGCCUGGUUAUUUCUUGAUGUUCUUUUUUCUACUGCAUCCAUUAUGCAUCUCUGUGCCAUUUCAGUGGAUCGCUAUAUAGCCAUCAAAAAGCCAAUCCAGGCCAAUCAAUAUAACUCACGAGCUACAGCAUUCAUCAAGAUUACAGUGGUGUGGCUAAUUUCAAUAGGCAUUGCUGUUCCAGUCCCUGUUAAAGGGAUAGAACCUGACGUGGGUAACCCAAACAACAUCACUUGUGUGCUGACAAAGGAUCGUUUUGGCAACUUCAUGCUCUUUGGCUCACUGGCUUCCUUCUUUAUACCUCUGACAAUCAUGAUUGUCACCUAUUUUCUCACUAUCCAUGCUUUACAGCAGAAAGCUUACUUGGUCAAAAACAAGCCACCUCAACGCUUGACAUGGCUGACUGUGUCCACAGUUUUCCAAAGGGAUGAAACAUCUUGCUCAUCACCUGAAAAGGUGGCAAUGCUGGAUGGUUCUCACAAGGACAAAACUCUGCCAAACUCAAGCGAUGACAUACUUAUGCGAAGAAUGUCCACAGCUGGAAAAAAGUCACUGCAAACCAUUUCCAAUGAACAGAGAGCCUCAAAGGUUCUAGGGAUUGUGUUUUUCCUCUUUUUGCUUAUGUGGUGCCCCUUUUUUAUUACAAAUAUAACUUUAGUUUUAUGUGAUUCCUGCAACCAGACUACUCUCAAAAUGCUUCUGGAGAUAUUUGUGUGGAUAGGCUACGUUUCCUCAGGGGUGAAUCCUUUGGUCUACACCCUCUUCAACAAGACAUUUAGGGAUGCAUUUGGCCGAUUCAUCACCUGCAAUUACUGGGCCACAAAAUCAGUAAAGACUCUUGGAAAACGUUCCAGUAAUAUCUACUUCCAGAAUCCAAUGGCAGAGAAUUCAAAGUUUUUCAUAAAACAUGGAAUGAGAAAUGGGAUUAAUUCUGUUAUGUACGAGAGCCCAGUGAGGCUCCGAAGUUCAACCAUUCAGUCUUCUUCAAUCAUUCUACUAGAUACACUUCUUCUCACCGAAAAUGAAGGUGACAAAAUUGAAGAGCAAGUCAGUUAUGUAUAGAAGGAAUGGCAGUUCUCAUUAACUAAUAUAAUGAUAAGAUGAUGAAGCAGAUAUAAAUGUACCAAAAAUUAUAUAAAGAACUAUGUCAUGUAUUAAAUCAUCUCUUUAAACUAAUAAGAGUUAUGCAUUAAGGUUAUUCAAUUUUUUGUGGACAAAAUUAUUCCAUGAAAAAAAUCAUUUUGCACACCUGCAAAUUAAAAUGUUAUCUGCAUAGCCUUUUUAUGGGAGCCAAAGAGCCCUUGACAAGAAUGUUAAGGUAGUCAAGUGAAGUAAAAUGAAAUAAAUCAAUAAAUUUCAGGCUUAAAAAACCCCCAAUGUUAUCAUAUAUAAUUUAUUUAGUUCCUAAUAGUAUGUAAAGCUAUGCUGCAAAUGAAAUAAAACAGGCAUUAAUCUUGUCUUCGACACCUUAAAGUAUAAGGCAUAACACAGAACAACAGUGACAGGAACAGAGGGCUAAAAAUACGUACACGAAAUAAUGAUAACAUCUGGGGAUAAGAUUGCCAUUUACAGUCUGGCUUAGUUAAAUGUAGUCAUGACUUUGCCUUGAUCAGGAAACUGUCUUGAUGGAGGGGUAGGGAGGAUAGGAGUUGGACAUCACACAAAAUCAUGGGAUCUUAGUGUUAAAUGGCUGGUACCAGGCAUCCACUCAGCCGAGGAGAAAGCAAAUGAAAUCACUCUUGGGUUCCUAAACCUCAUUAUGUUCCUUCCCUGAAGAGCAUGUACAAACAAACUGGAGGCAUGGGACCUUAAUUCAGGAACCUAAACUUUAAUGAUCUUAUAAACUCAGAUCACGGCUCCCUAAGCUUGCCCACAGACUUGUUUGAACUUUGAGCACAAACUUUUUAAUUCACCCUUUCAUUAUUUCAUUUUCCACUGUGAGAUCUGGGAAUAAAUCCCAUCUGUGUCACUUACUGUAUUUGGCCGUGUAUAAUGUGCACUUUUUGCCCAAAUUUGUGAGGGAAAAAUAAGGAUGCGCAUUAUACA